AUGACAACAACUAUAACUGAAUCGACAAUUACAACAACUAGUAUCACAAAUGAAACCUUACCUACUACUGAAACAACUUAUACAUCAAUAACAUCUAUAACUGAUGUAACCCAUACUUCGACUACUACUACUAGUGCAAGGAUUCUUUCAUCAUCAACAACAACUGUAUCAACAACAACUGUCUCUACAAUAACUGAUGGAAAUAUAUACAGUUGUGCCGAUAAUUCUUACAUCGGCACGUAUUGUAAUAUAUCCUCUGAUGCAUGUGUCAUGUCACAGCCAUGUGAAAAUGCAGCAACUUGCUUUCCAAAUAAUACUUUACCAUUAGGAUACAGUUGUCAAUGUCGUAGUGGUUUUGAAGGUUAUAAUUGUGAAUAUGAUAAUAGAGCAUGCAUGGAAACUACAUGUUGGCAUAAUGGAACUUGUAUACCAAUUAAUUCAAAUGUAUCGUCAACUGAUGGUACAAAUUUUAAAUGUGAAUGUAUUCAAGGUUAUAAUGGUAUUUAUUGUGAAUUAAGUGUUGAUUUAUGUGGAAAUAUUACAUGUGAACAUGAUGGUAUUUGUCAAACAGUUGAAUCAGUUUGGAAAUGCUUAUGUGUUGAAUCAACAUAUUAUUAUGGUGAUUAUUGUCAAUUUAAAACAACUACAUUAAAAGUUAAAGAAAUUUUAAGUAAAUCAUUUGCGUCAAUUGCAAUUGGAGCUAUUAUUACAACAUGUGCAUUUGUUAUUGUUAUGGAUGUACUUAAAUAUGUUUUUCAUAUUGAUCCAGUUGCAACUGAACGUGAUAAUUAUCGAAAACGACGUGAAGAACAAAGACGUGCAAGACGACCAAUUAAAAAUAAUCAAUGGAAACUUGCAUUAAGAUUUCAAUAUGUAUCAUAA
This is a messenger RNA of Rotaria sp. Silwood1, 882 nucleotides long. The record is from the annotation of a GenBank genome assembly. Lineage: Eukaryota; Metazoa; Rotifera; Eurotatoria; Philodinida; Philodinidae.